GCUUCUUAGUUUCAGCCCAAGGCAAUCAUCAUAAUCUGUGGGCAAGUUUGGUGUAAGCAGAGAAGAACCAGAUGGAGGAUAAGAAACAGAGUCGUCCUCAUCACUUCGUGCUGGUCCAUGGAGCUUGCCAUGGAGCGUGGUGUUGGUACAAGGUUGUUCCUUUACUGGAAAAAGCUGGCUACAAAGUGACCUCUCUCGACUUGGCCGCUUCUGGGAUCCAUCCAAAGCAGGUUACCGAGCUGCGUUCGAUCACAGACUACCUCGCGCCCCUUAUGGAGUUGAUGUCUUCUUUAGCAGGAGAACCAGAGAAGGUGAUCUUAGUUGGGCAUAGCUACGGUGGUGUUGGGAUAUCUGUUGCAAUGGAAAAGUUUGCAGAGAAAGUAGCUGUUGCGGUGUUUGUAGCGGCUAUUAUGCCAGCUCCUCAUCCUGAUGCCAGCUACUCUGUUUCGAAAGAAGAGUAUUUCAAGCGAAUAGAUUUCAUGGAUAGCCAGUUCUCAUUCCAAGAUGGUCCAGAAAAUCCUCCGACCAGCAUGUUGUUUGGACCCAAGGCGAUGUCAACUAAAUUGUACCAGCUCUCCCCACCUGAGGGAUUAAGAUGGUCUUAUUACUGUCCUUUGGAGCAGGAUUUGACACUGGGAAUGAUGCUAAUAAGACCAUUCCCUGUCUUCAAAGAUGAGGAAGCAGAAGCUGAAAUACCCCUGACAAGAGAGAGAUAUGGAUCGGUUCCUCGAGUUUAUGUUAUCUGUGAAGCCGACGAGAUUGUCAAGCCAGAUUUGCAGAGGUGGAUGAUUGAGAACAAUCCUACUGAUGAGGUCAAAUCCAUAUCUGGUGCUGAUCACAUGCCUAUGUUCUCAAAACCACAUGAGCUCUGCUCUUACCUUUUGGAGCUUGCCAGCAAGUUUGUUUGAUGAAUGAACCGAUUGCCUCGGCUUUCCUGCCCAUGGUAUAAGACUAUAAGUUCAUCUGGCCAAGUUACAGUGCUACUGAAGUGUUCUUUGUAUGUAGUAGUGGUAAUCUAGUAAUAAAUAUCCAUGAAC
Messenger RNA from Linum tenue, 1037 nucleotides. The record is from the annotation of a GenBank genome assembly. Lineage: Eukaryota; Viridiplantae; Streptophyta; Magnoliopsida; Malpighiales; Linaceae.